GAAAACUGCUCGCUCAGUCGUCGCGAGGUGCACGCAACGGGAGAGACCGGUCGGCGGCGCUGGGAAACGCGUUCCUGCGGCCGACUCAGCCUGUACAAGGGUCCUUCCGCCACGACUCCAACCACCACGGCUGUGACUCCCAAGCAACGCGGCAGCAGCGCUGGCGCUUCGGCAACCAUGCCGAGGCCCGGCCGGUCGACGUACGGAGACCAGAAGCCGCCCUAUUCCUACAUCUCACUCACCUUCAUGGCCAUCCAAAGCUCGCAGGAGAAGAUGCUCACGCUCAGCGACAUCUACAAGUUCAUCAUGGACCGCUUUCCCUACUACCGCAAGAACACGCAGAGGUGGCAGAACUCGCUCAGGCACAACCUCUCGUUCAACGACUGCUUCAUCAAGAUCCCUCGAAGGCCCGACCGGCCUGGCAAGGGCAGUUACUGGGCUCUGCAUCCGGCCUGCGGCGACAUGUUCGAGAAUGGUUCAUUCUUGCGGCGUCGCAAGCGUUUCAAGCUGCCCCGUCAGAUCAAGGACGCCACGGCUGUGGCACUGGCCGAGCUGAAACAUUACGAGACCGUGUCACAGAAUGCCAUCCAAGAACAGGCGAAAAUGCGACUGACGGCGCUGGCGGCAGCACCGAGUCAUCUGCAGGGACACCACGCCGAUGCCUUGAGGCACGGAACAGUGCUGCCCAACUACACCAAGCAGCCGUUCUCCAUCGAGAACAUCAUCGCUCCCGACGGCAAGAACUUCAGCGGCGUGCUGCCAGCGAGUCCUCCGUACACGACGUCGCCCCACGCGCCGGCUCACUUGAGGUCCCUUCCGCCUUUUCCGUGCUCUCUACCUUACGCGACUCAGGCGUCCUGGCACUCGACGUACUCCAGCCUUGUGGCAGCGGCGGCCGCCAGCCGGCAAGACCUCAACGGCCUUCUGUGCGGGGCGAAGGUGCCGCCCGGUCACUACCCUCUCGCAGGCGUCGUGCCCGUACCACCGGGAGCCGGGGUGCCGUUCUCACUUCCAUCGCUGCCCCUGAAGCCUCCCGCACUUCUGCCAGCGUUCCAGUUCCCGGGACUCACGGCCGAGCAGUCCCUCCUGACAGCCAGCGCAGCGCACAUGACGUCCCAGAUGACGACGGCAGCAGUGACAACCACGAGGGUGCCGCCGCCUCCAAGACCGGACUCGGCGUCUAGUGAUGUAUCUUGCAGGUCGUUAGAUGUGGUCUCGGACGAAAUGGCGAACGACCCAUGUUAGUGACCUUUGCACCCCUUUCCUAAGAACCCUGGUUCCCGUGCCACGCUCCGCCGGCGUGGCCCACAGACAUUAUUUAUAAGGCGCGAGACGACUGUACCGUUGCGACAUGUGCAGCACCAGGUGGCGUGGAUGUGUGUAUGUGUGUGUCUGUGAAAACGUGUGCGUGUAAAUAUUUCCUCCCUGGCGUCUUGACAUGAGCACUGGGUGCUUUGUAUAAAUGUACAGAUGGCUGAAUGAAGCGAACGUUGGACGAAUCGAAGAAGCAAUGAAGAAUGCAGAGGCGAAACGGGAAGCUACCGUGAGCCUGCAAUUCUUCGCUAUAGUUCCUUAUUUCUGAUAAUUCUCAAGAAGCCGAGGCGUUCGAAGACGGCUUUACCUUGAAUAAAUGGGAAAGACUAUUCUCAAGCUAGUGACUCACUGGGAAGACUCACAUCGGCACGUCUUGAAAACCCUUCGCCUGGUAGCGUACUACUGUAGAAUCCAAACAGGCAGAUCUUCAGCGUGUAUGGCAUGUUCCCAACCGGCACCACCUUCACCAAAAGAAGCAUCUUCCCAUCGACAUUACUCUCACAUGCGACUUCUGCAAAAGCACGUGGAACUCUACUCGCCAUAAACCAACUCAACAGGUUCCUUUCCACAACAGUCCGCAUCCGGAAGACGCAAGGAAGAACGGUAGGCAACCGAUUUUCGACAAAGGCUGUCUCUUUCCUCCCGAAAACUCUAAACAGCUCCUUUCUUUCGACCACCGAAAACGAUCCAGGCCCCCGCGAUGAAACGAAACCGUAAGGACACAAUGCGCUCUUUCAUUUUCGA
Rhipicephalus sanguineus (brown dog tick) is the source of this 2058-nucleotide messenger RNA. RefSeq names its product forkhead box protein B1-like. Gene Ontology annotation, molecular function: RNA polymerase II cis-regulatory region sequence-specific DNA binding; DNA-binding transcription factor activity, RNA polymerase II-specific. Gene Ontology annotation, biological process: cell differentiation; anatomical structure morphogenesis; regulation of transcription by RNA polymerase II. The record is from RefSeq and is a predicted model, not a curated record. NCBI's taxonomy places the organism in Eukaryota, Metazoa, Arthropoda, Arachnida, Ixodida, Ixodidae.